Messenger RNA from Puccinia triticina, 501 nucleotides. RefSeq lists its product as uncharacterized. The transcript is spliced from 3 exons. The record is from RefSeq and is a predicted model, not a curated record. The coding region runs from base 1 to 501 and encodes 166 amino acids. NCBI's taxonomy places the organism in Eukaryota, Fungi, Basidiomycota, Pucciniomycetes, Pucciniales, Pucciniaceae.
AUGAAUUCCACACAGGCACCCAACCACCCCGUUACCUUUUCAAGUCAUUUGGAACCGCUGGCCGAGGUGUCUCACGUGAGCAUAACCAACGGACAUCAAAUUGGAAAAUUCAAACCUACCGGGACGAACCUGUCCUCGCCUGUAGGAGGAGACUCGAAAAAAAAAUUGACAAAGUUUUCCCCAAAGGCGGUCCUCCGCGGCCCUGCCUCGGACGGGUCGCCAUCAGCAGGCACAUCAAAGAAUGGAGCUGUCCCCCUCGCUUGUCGGCCGGCAAAGCCCCUAACUCCCACCCGUCAAGACCCAAUCACCACCUCCACCAAGGGUAAAGAGAAAGCCGUGGCGCCUUCCGACGAUGAGGAAGAAGACUUGUUCAACGAUGACCCGGACCACGAUGUUGAGCAAGACGUCAAGCCAAGCAGUCCGCCGCCGGCGGGACCAAAACGAGGCCGUCCCCGAAAAUCAAUUCUCCAAGACGCUGCCAAAAGCAUGAAAAAGUUCUGA